Entrophospora candida is the source of this 498-nucleotide messenger RNA. Lineage: Eukaryota; Fungi; Glomeromycota; Glomeromycetes; Entrophosporales; Entrophosporaceae. The record is from the annotation of a GenBank genome assembly.
GUACCAUUCACCAGAACAACAGGAAAAAAGGAGGAAGAGGAAGAUACACUCUAUGAAAUUUCUGUAUUUAAUCCUUUUUUUGAAAAGACUUCUAUGGGUCCUUGGCGUUUGAACGAUGCAAAUCACAAAGAAAUCGAGAUCACCUUUUUGUCAAUGAAGAAGGAAAAUAUGUGGAAGUUGGAGACAAGUGCUAGAGUGGUCGAAGAGGAACUAUAUAAUAUUAGCCGUGUCCACUCAUUUAUUGUGGAUGUGGAUGACGAGUUAAUAAAGCAGCAUUUUAGUGAAACUGAACAUUUAGAAAUGGAGAAUGAAUGUGUUCCAGAAAUACCACAGCUGUCACAAGGCAUUAUAGGUUAUCUUAUCAAAUUUAACGAUAAAAAAACACUAAAGGAGAUAUGUAAGACAAUUAUUGAACCAGAUGAAAGGUUUGAUAUGAAAUAUGAUCAAGAUGCUUACCAUGAUCUAGAUUACAUUAGAUUUGUGUUAUACACGCUGUAG